Messenger RNA from Pararge aegeria (speckled wood butterfly), 2300 nucleotides. RefSeq names its product importin subunit alpha-4 (gene Kap-alpha3). Gene Ontology annotation, biological process: NLS-bearing protein import into nucleus. Bases 220 to 1764 code for a protein of 514 amino acids. Lineage: Eukaryota; Metazoa; Arthropoda; Insecta; Lepidoptera; Nymphalidae. The transcript is spliced from 6 exons. Gene Ontology annotation, molecular function: protein binding; nuclear import signal receptor activity. Gene Ontology annotation, cellular component: cytoplasm; nucleoplasm; nucleus. The record is from RefSeq and is a predicted model, not a curated record.
AUGUUUCUUAAAAAGAAAGAAUUCAAGAAGUGUGGAAACGGACGGUUUAGUUUUGUAGAAUAUUCUGUGGAUACUCGAAAAGGUUAAUGAAUCAGCAACGCAUAUAGUGCUAAUAAAACAUGUUCGAUUAGUUUUCUUCAAAGUUAUUAUUAGUUAACUCUUUAUUUCAUUGUGUAAUACGUAUAAUCGCUUAGCCACCACGACUACCACCACAAUAAAAUGGCGACUGACCCAGCGAAACACCGCAUGCAAGUUUUCAAGAAUACGGGCAAGGAUGUGGACGAAAUGCGCAGGCGGAGGAACGAAGUGACAGUCGAGUUGAGAAAGAAUAAAAGAGAGGAGACGUUACAAAAGCGUAGAAAUGUGCCAGCCAGCUACUCUACAGACGAAGACGACCUGGAUAGGAGUUUGGCGCCGACCGAUCUUGAGGACCUACUGUUGAAGGCGGCGAACGUUGAGAACCCUGAGGUGCAGAUAGCAGCUGUGCAGCAGUGUCGGAAACUGCUGUCAUCCGACAAGAACCCGCCCAUCGACGACUUGAUAAAGACUGGAAUCCUCCCCAUACUAGUACAGUGCCUUUCCAGGGUUGACAACCCGACCUUACAAUUUGAAGCCGCAUGGGCUCUCACGAACAUCGCAUCUGGAACUUCGGCACAGACCAACAAAGUUGUCCAUGCGGGUGCUGUACCUUUAUUCCUUCAAUUGUUAAUGUCACCGCAUGAAAAUGUGUGUGAGCAAGCAGUAUGGGCACUGGGUAACAUUAUUGGUGAUGGUCCGGUUCUUCGUGACUUUGUGGUGGAACUCGGAGUUGUGCAGCCUUUACUUAGCUUCAUUAAGCCAGAUAUCCCUAUAUCCUUCCUGCGCAAUGUCACAUGGGUUAUUGUGAACCUGUGCAGGAGUAAGGACCCACCACCUCCUGUCAAGACUAUCCAGGAGAUUCUUCCAGCACUCAAUGUACUCAUCACCCAUUCUGACCUUAAUAUAUUAGUAGAUACCGUAUGGGCAAUAAGUUAUUUAACAGACGGUGGCAAUGAACAAAUUCAAAUGGUCAUAGACUCUGGCAUAGUCCCCAAGUUGAUUCCUCUGCUCUCACACAAGGAGGUGAAGACACAGACAGCUGCCCUUAGAGCUGUUGGCAACAUUGUGACGGGGACCGAUGAACAAACACAAGUUGUGCUUAAUUGUGAUGCACUGUCACACUUCCCUGCACUAUUGUCACAUCCAAAAGAGAAAAUCUGCAAAGAAGCAGUGUGGUUCUUAUCCAAUAUCACAGCUGGCAACAAACAGCAAGUUCAAGCAGUCAUUGAUGCUGGUCUACUCCCAAAGAUUGUGGAGAACCUCACUAAGGGAGAGUUCCAGACACAAAAGGAGGCCGCAUGGGCAGUGUCCAACCUUAGCAUUAGUGGCACCAAGGAGCAAGUAGCCACGCUCAUCAACUGUGGAGUCAUUCCACCCUUCUGUAAUCUACUUGCAUGCAAGGAUACACAAGUUAUCAAUGUAGUGUUGGAUGGUCUGAGUAACAUGCUCAAGAUGGCGGGUGACAAUGUGGACCAAGUUGCCAACAUGAUAGAACAGUGCGGCGGCAUAGACAAGAUAGAGGAGCUGCAGGGCCACGAGAAGGUUGAGAUCUACAAGAUGGCCUAUGACAUCAUAGAGCAGUACUUUGCUGAUGAGGAAGAAGACGCCACCCUAGUGCCCGCAGCCGCCGACGCCGGCUUCCAGUUCGAGCCGGCGGCCGCACAGCGCGACCCGUUCCGCUUCUGAGCCACGCCCCCCGGCCGCCACGCCCACUCCGCGCUGUGGCACUAGGCGACGCGACGGACGGACUGCGCCCACCGGCCGGACUAUAACCCUUGACAGACUCAAUGUCACUCGACAGACUGGACCGCGUGACUGGGGACAGCUAUGAAAUAAUGCUAGAGUUGUAGUAUAGAGAGAAUGCUGGCAAACUACGUGGAAGCUUUCAAUAUUAAAUCCGCAAUAAUGAAAGACUGAAAUAAUCAAAAAACUUUUUAUGGUAUGUACUACCGACUCUGAAUACUAUGGAAGUGGUAUACAUGAUUUGUUGUGUAUGGACUAAAUUGGAGAACUCCACACUCAUUAAUCACAGACACGGGUUGCUUAUGGACUGAGAAGUUUACAGUUGGAAUUUGUAUAUCCUGAAGAAGCUUGACAAGGACUGAAAUGAUAUUCGGUCUAUGACAUCAAUUCUCUAUGUGCUGCUAAUUUGUUGCUUGGAUGACAGACUAUUAAACUUAAUAUGACUGAUGACUGACUAAAUAUUGGACGAUGAAAUAAUU